GGGGGUGGCGGGGGGAAGGCGAUGGCGGAUGUAGACAACCUCAACGUCGACAGCAUCAUCCAACGGCUGCUGGAAGUGCGAGGGUCCAAGCUUGGUAAGAAUGUCCAGCUGCAGGAGGAUGAAAUCAGAGGACUGUGCUUAACAUCUCAGAAGAUCUUUCUGCACCAGCCCAUCCUGCUAGAGCUGGAAGCCCCGCUCAAAAUAUGUGGCGAUAUCAAUGGGCAAUACUAUGAUUUGCUCCGACUCUUUGACUUCGGUGGUUUCCCGCCAGAAAGCAACUACCUGUUUCUGGGGGACUACGUGGACAGGGGGAAGCAGUCGCUGGAGACGAUCUGCCUCUUGCUGGCCUACAAAGUCAAAUAUCCCGAGAAUUUUUUCCUUCUCAGAGGAAUCCACGAAUGUGCCAGCAUCGAUCGAAUUUACGCAUUUUAUGAUGAGUGUAAAAGAAGAUACAACAUUAAACUAUGGAAAACUUUCACAGACUGCUUUAAGUGUUUACCGAUAGCAGCCAUCGUGAAUGAAAAGAUAUUUUGCUGUCAUGGAGGUUUAUCACCAGAUCUUCAAUCUAUGGAGCAGAUUCAAUGUAUUACGCGGCCAACUGAUGUGCCAGAUCAAGGUCUUCUUUGUGAUCUUCUGUGGUCUGACCCCAAUAAAGAUGUCUUAGGCUGGGGUGAAAAUGACAGAGGGGUGUCCUUCACAUUUGGUGCCGAGGUGGUUGCAAAAUUUCUGCAGGAGCAUGAUUUGGGUCUUAUAUGUAGAGCCCAUCAGGUGGUUGAAGAUGGAUAUGAAUUUUUUGCAAAGAGGCAGUUGGUCACUCUGUUUUCUGCACCCAAUUACUGUAGUGAGUUUGACAAUGCAGGUGCCAUGAUGAGUGUGGACAAAACAUUAAUGUGCUCUUUUCAGAUAUUAAAGCCGGCAGAGAAGUGGAGUGCCAUGAGACCCGCAACAACUCCAAGGGGUAUGAUCACAAAGCAAGCAAAGAAAUAGAUAUAAUUUUGACGCUGCCUAGCUGGGACUUGUAACAUAUAGUAUAUAACCUUCCUUUGUAAAACUGUAAUGUGUGUUGGUCAGCUUGCUCAAAUAGUGUGUUUGUGGGACCCUCCCUUCCAUUUUUUCAGUUAAUGAAUGGCAUUUGCUGGUUAUCACAGCAAAUGAAAGACUUCACUCCCAAGAAAAACAGUUUUGUUUUUUAAUUCUCUCUUCCUUUUUGCAAGCAAGUUUAAUGAUGGUGUUAAAGCUGUGCACCCCAGACAGUUUAUCCUGUCUAAGGGGUAAGUGCACAAUUGACUUUCUUUUUUCAAUUCAGUACAACCCACAAAUGAUGGAAGUGCUCAUUUUCUUUAGGAUAUAAAGAGAGCCCUAGGGCGCUCAG
Messenger RNA from Myotis daubentonii (Daubenton's bat), 1372 nucleotides. Its product is annotated as serine/threonine-protein phosphatase PP1-gamma catalytic subunit A-like. Lineage: Eukaryota; Metazoa; Chordata; Mammalia; Chiroptera; Vespertilionidae. The coding region runs from base 22 to 987 and encodes 321 amino acids. The record is from RefSeq and is a predicted model, not a curated record. The transcript has a single exon.